Molecule: messenger RNA, 1531 nt
Organism: Mizuhopecten yessoensis (Yesso scallop)
Lineage: Eukaryota; Metazoa; Mollusca; Bivalvia; Pectinida; Pectinidae
Product: protein FAM81A-like
Exons: 5
Coding region: 185-1105 (306 amino acids)
Source: RefSeq, a predicted model, not a curated record
CUCGUUAGAAGGCGCUCAAAUCAGGUUGUUUACAAAUGGCGACGACCGUGAACUGAAGCAACAGGUCAAAAUAUAUAGUGCUUCCACAUAUUAGCCAAAGUGCUUGGGUGUUUCUUAUGAAAGAAACCUGAGAGAUUUUGUGUGGGAAAUAACAUCAGAUAUAUUGUAAUUUGUGAAGCUCACCAUGGCCAGAAGGGGAGGGACCUUACCUGCGCUUCGUGCCCCUUACGCAGCAACUGAAAGUCAGGAGUACGGAAUUACCUACAGAAACAGCCCUCGCCCAGAGGAAAUAGUACCAAGAGAAAGUAGGGGGCCGUCCCGUCUGGACAUUUUGGAAGAGAGGCUUGCCCAACAAGAAAGGAACACCCAAACAUUAAUUGAUCGGGCUUUUAAGAUCAAAGAGGAUGUGAUUGACAGUCUCAACUUUACACAUGGCACGUGGCAGGAGGAGAAACAUGCUCGGUCUAUGUUACAAGAACAUAUUCGUACUAUCACCGCCAUUGUCAACAAACUCAACACUGACAUCGCUAUGGUAGAUGAUCAGUUGCGGCACCGAGACAAUGCAACUGUUGGAACAAAUAAUGCAGUCAAGAAUCUUGAAGUACAUCAUGUCGCCUCACUGACUGACCUACGGGGCAGAAUUGUGCGCUGUGAUACGUCCAUCGCAAAACUGUCAACCGAUUUACGACAAAGUCAGGAGGCCAUGAAACAAUUAGGCAACUUCUCAGCAGACGGCAACAACAAAGUGUUGGACCGAGUCCACCAACUGGAGUCCAGGGAAAAAGUGGAGCGGCGGAUGGACGAGAAUCACUACGUCACAGAUGCACGACUAGCAAAGUUAGAGGAGGGGCUUCAUGAGGAGAGGGCACGCAUCACUGAUCUCCAACACCAACUUGAGUCCAAGCUAAUGCUGAAGUUGGACAACCAUAUAAAGACGAAUGCGGAGGAAUUUGGACGGUUAAAGCGCGAGACGAGGGAAGGUUUCUCUACCGUACAUGAGAGCAUCAGCAAUAUGAAAACAGUCAUGGAAGGGAAACGCAAACUUCUCGAAGAUCAACUCAGAAAAGAAAUCGGUCAAAUCAGGAAAAUGGUCGUACUUGUAUGAUUUCAGAAAUUGCCAGGCCCUUAUCUAUGUUGAUUUUAUGACAAAGACACGUUUACUGUCAAAAUUAGAAGGUGCAUGUAGAUGUAUGGUGUUUAUAGGGUAACUAUGGCCAAUCAUUGUAGUUUAUCGUUGUUCAAGUUAUUUAAUACAAGUACAGUAAUAUUGAGCAAUGCAUGUAAGCUUAGUCAGCACGGAACCAUGCAAGUCAAAUGUUCUAGUCGACCGGUAUAGAGGCAGAGUAUCACAGAAUGUAGGCAGGCCUCGAUGACAUUGGAGGUGAAUAUAAACUAGGAUUGGACAGUUUAUGUGGACCUGACUAAACAUAGGACAUAGAAAGAUUGUCCUUAGUUACAACUGACUUAACUUAGGCCAUAGAAAGAUUGUCCUUAGUUACAGCUGACUAAACAUAGGACAUAUAAAGAUUGU